Molecule: messenger RNA, 793 nt
Organism: Coregonus clupeaformis (lake whitefish)
Lineage: Eukaryota; Metazoa; Chordata; Actinopteri; Salmoniformes; Salmonidae
Product: lipopolysaccharide-induced tumor necrosis factor-alpha factor homolog
Exons: 4
Coding region: 125-652 (175 amino acids)
Molecular function (GO): zinc ion binding
Source: RefSeq, a predicted model, not a curated record
AUUCUGAUUGGAGCGUGGUUCAUCUACUUCCUGUCUGUGGCAGCUGCUUCCUGUCUGAGGCAGCUACUUCCUGUCCGAGGCAGCUACUUCCUGUCUGUGGCAGCUACUUCCUGUUGUCUUCCUGAUGGACCCCCCUUCGUACGACGCUCAGUCCCCCCACUAUCCUCCCGCUCCCACGACCGCCAUAGCAACCCGCUCCUCCCUUCCUAUCUACCCAACACCAAACACACCCCCACCCACCUACGGAGAAGCAGUCACCAUGCAGUCAGACCCGUUUCCUGUCCUGACUCCGCCCACCUGGCAGCCACCACCCAAUCAGCAGCAGACUGGCGUCAUCCUCCACCAAUCAACACAAAUUGUCAACAUGGAGAGCGUUCAGCAGCAUUCCCCAACGGUGGUGAUCAUCCAAUCAGAGGCUGUGGGUCCGCUGGGCGAUGCCCCCUGUAUGACACAGUGUUCUAACUGUCAUCAGCGCGUCACGACGGUCGUCACAUACGAACCUGGCUUGGCUGCAUGGGCCAUGUGCAGCCUGUUCAUACUAUUGGGGUUAAUCUGUGGAUGCUGUCUGAUCCCGUUCCUGGUCCGAGGGUUCCAGGAUGCUCAUCACUCCUGCCCGCACUGCCACGCCCACCUCCAUAUACACACCAGGUGACAUCAUCACUACAAGACGUGACAUCAUCACUACAAGACGUGACAUCAUCGCUACAUGACAUAACAUUUGUUUUUUGUAUUUAUUAUGGAUCCCCAUUAGUUCCUGCCAAGGCAGCAGCUACUCUUCCUGGGGUCCGGCAAA